Erinaceus europaeus (western European hedgehog) is the source of this 3566-nucleotide messenger RNA. It is a transcript of the gene SNX33, whose product is annotated as sorting nexin 33. Gene Ontology annotation, cellular component: cytoplasmic vesicle; plasma membrane. Lineage: Eukaryota; Metazoa; Chordata; Mammalia; Eulipotyphla; Erinaceidae. Gene Ontology annotation, biological process: intracellular protein transport; mitotic cell cycle; cleavage furrow formation. The transcript is spliced from 3 exons. The coding region runs from base 796 to 2520 and encodes 574 amino acids. Gene Ontology annotation, molecular function: protein binding; phosphatidylinositol binding. The record is from RefSeq and is a predicted model, not a curated record.
CAGGCCGCGGGAGGGCGGAGCUGCGCCGCCCCGGCCCGCUCGCACGCACGGAAGUGCCUUGGAGUUUGCCCGAUUCCCCAGCCAGCUUUUCCUCCCCGCCUCGUUGGCUCCCUCCCUCCCUCCCCGCAGCCCUCACCUCCCCCCCGCGGUUAUUCCCUCCCUCCUCUGGACGCCACCUCCCGGAAUCGCCUCUUUUUUUUUUUUUUUCCUUCUUCCCUCUGUUUUGUUUUGGAGCUGGCUCCUGGCGGGCGGUGCACAGGGGCUGCAAGCGCCGGAGGAGGAGGACGAGCCGCCGGGGCGCAGCCCCCUAUCGCACCCCGCGCCACCUUCGGGCAGACUGCAGGACGGCAGACUGCAGGACGCACCGACAGGACAGACGUCCGGGCGCGCCAUCUGCUCGGCUGAGCGCCCUCCAAAACUCCUGCGCAGAGUGUGCGUGCACGGGGGGCUGGGGGUCCGUGUCCUCUCCCAAAGGACCUCGUUCCAGUGGAAAGUGACCACUUCUUGCCCUCUCGGAGCUGAUUUCUCGGAAUCAUCUGACUUCAGGGACCAGAAGGAAAAAGGACUCCUCCAGCCCCCACGCCCCAGGGCAAGGAGGGAAACUGUGGGCAUGCGCCCCACCCCUGCUCUUGGGUGUGUGCACAGAGACCCCAUAGGGCAGUUUCUGGGCCAUCAGACAUUGCUUUGAAGAGAGCACGGCUGGACAGCAUCUGGGGGUGCCGAGAGCCUGUCUGGGUCUUUGUGUUGCUUGUCCCCUGUUUGCUUUGGACAGUUCAUCUCCCCCCACCCCCAGCCAUGGCUCUGAAAGGGCGUGCCCUGUAUGACUUCCACAGUGAGAACAAGGAGGAGAUCAGCAUCCAGCAGGACGAGGACCUAGUCAUCUUCAGCGAGACCUCGCUGGACGGCUGGCUGCAAGGCCAGAACAGCCGCGGGGAGACCGGGCUCUUCCCGGCUUCCUAUGUGGAGAUCAUCCGCUCUGGCCUGGGCUGUGGCUCCAGCCCCUCCGACUAUUUCAGCAGUUCCUCCGAGGUUCCUCUGGGCACCCAGGUGAGCACCUAUGAGGACCCUGGCCCUGGUGCAGGGGGCAGUGGCUUCCUCUCAUACCAGGGCAGCUUGGAGGAGGAUGAUGAUGAUGAUUGGGACGACUGGGAAGACGGAUGCACUGUGGUGGAUGAGCCCAGGGCUGGCGGGCUGGGGCUGAGCACCAACGGGCACCCCCCGUUGAACCUGUCCUACCCGGGCGCUUACCCCAGCCAGCAUGUGGCCUUCCGGCCCAAGCCGCCCCUGGAGCGGCAGGACAGCCUGGCGUUGGCCAAGCGGGGCAGUGUGGUGGGACGCAACCUGAACCGCUUCUCCUGCUUCGUGCGCUCAGGAGUGGAAGCCUUCAUCCUGGGAGAUGUGCCCAUGAUGGCCAAGAUCGCCGAGACCUACUCCAUUGAGAUGGGCCCCCAGGGCCCCCAGUGGAAGGCCAACCCUCACCCGUUUGCCUGCUCGGUGGAGGACCCCACCCGGCAGACCAAGUUCAAGGGCAUCAAGAGCUACAUCUCCUACAAGCUCACCCCCACCCAUGCUGGCUCCCCUGUCUACCGACGCUACAAACACUUCGACUGGCUCUACAACCGCCUGUUGCACAAAUUCACGGUCAUCUCGGUGCCCCAUCUGCCCGAGAAGCAGGCCACUGGGCGCUUUGAGGAGGACUUCAUUGAGAAGCGGAAGCGAAGGCUCAUCCUCUGGAUGGACCACAUGACCAGCCACCCGGUGCUGUCGCAGUAUGAGGGCUUCCAGCACUUUCUCAGUUGCCUGGAUGACAAACAAUGGAAGAUGGGCAAGCGGCGGGCAGAGAAGGAUGAGAUGGUGGGUGCCAGCUUCCUGCUCACCUUCCAGAUCCCCACGGAACACCAGGAUCUGCAGGAUGUGGAGGACCGCGUAGAUGCCUUCAAGGCCUUCAGUAAGAAGAUGGAUGACAGUGUCUUGCAGCUCAGCACCGUAGCAGCCGAGCUGGUGCGCAAGCAUGCGGGGGGUUUUCGCAAGGAGUUCCAGAAGCUGGGCAGCGCCUUCCAGGCUGUCAGCCAUGCCUUCCAGCUGGACCCCCCCUUCAGCAAUGAGGCCCUUAACAGUGCCAUCUCGCACACGGGCCGCACCUAUGAGGCUGUGGGCGAGAUGUUCGCAGAGCAGCCCAAGAAUGACCUCUUUCAGAUGCUGGACACCUUGUCGCUCUACCAGGGCCUGCUCUCCAACUUCCCUGACAUCAUCCACCUCCAGAAAGGUGCCUUUGCCAAGGUGAAGGAGAGCCAGCGUAUGAGCGAUGAGGGCCGCAUGGCGCAGGACGAGGCGGAUGGCAUCCGCCGGCGCUGCCGCGUGGUGGGCUUUGCUCUGCAGGCCGAGAUGAACCACUUCCACCAGCGCCGCGAGCUCGACUUCAAGCACAUGAUGCAGAGCUACCUGCGCCAGCAGAUCCUCUUCUUCCAGCGGGUGAGCCAGCAGCUGGAGAAGACGCUGCGCAUGUACGACAGCCUCUGACCCAGUGGGCGCCCAAUACUCUGCCGCCUCCCAGCUCCAGUAGUGGCUCAGGAGGUCCCUGGUCCCUCCACUUGGGGGUCAUUCCCCCCAGCCCUUGGGUCAGUCCCUUGCAGCCAGGCCAGAGACUUGGCUGCCCCAAGAGCCCAGAGCACUCUCUGCUGGCCUCCAUCCCCUUGCUUGCUCAGCAGACACCGUGCUGCAGAGGCCUGCUCUGGGGACAACCCCAGCCCAGGUGGGUCCGUGCACCUGCAGAUACAGGCGAGUCAAGGUCUGUGAAUGCUUUCAGAAAGGACCAUUUAUACUGAUGGUCAGGGGAGACUCCACAGACUAGGUGGUAUUUGCACAGUCUUGAAGGAUGACAGGGACCUGCCAACCAGUGAAUCGAGACAGUUGAUGGGAAGGACAUUCCAAAGAGAGGAGGGCGAGAGGGGCAAAGGCACAGAAGCCUGUAGACACCCCUCUCUUCUCUGUUACCUUCCCUCAGCAUGCUAGGUGUCCUCCAGUCUGGCCUUUGUGACAGGAGAGGGAGGAGGCUCCUGUGGCCAUGCCUCACCCCAUCUGCCAUAGGAGGGGCUGCAGGCCAGUCCCUUCUGCCUACCCCACCUGCUAAGCCUUCACUGCCUGUGGAGUAGGGGACCACACAGCAUCUUUUCUCUGAGCUCAAGGCACCACAGGCCCCAGGACCCUGGUGGAACCUUCUUGUAGGGAGCAACCCAAAGUUGGCAGAUACUGAGUUCACCAGCAGUCUUGCCCACUCUCACAGCAGGCUUGGACUCCAGACCCCAGGGCCUCUGGCCACCACCUGCCUCACUGUGAUGCCAUCACUGGCUCCCAGCCAAGUUUACACACCAGAGGGAGGGGGCUACUCCCCCCAGUUACCCUCAGGCCAGGGUGAGCUCCAGCAGCAGGUUUGGGGGACAGGCAGGUACUACUGCUGCCCCCCCAGGAGAAUCCCAGGAGGUUCUGGUUGCCCCUGGCCGCUGUUGCUGCUUGAAUCCAUUCUUUCUUGUUUUCUUGAUAAACCUUUUACAAUUAAGAUAACAUAA